This is a messenger RNA of Doryrhamphus excisus (bluestripe pipefish), 3031 nucleotides long. RefSeq names its product fem-1 homolog b (gene fem1b). Lineage: Eukaryota; Metazoa; Chordata; Actinopteri; Syngnathiformes; Syngnathidae. Gene Ontology annotation, molecular function: protein binding. The record is from RefSeq and is a predicted model, not a curated record.
ACCUUGAAGAAAGUUCCAGACGGAGGUAUUUUUACGUUGUACUUCACUUCCGGCAACUUGAUAGUUAGCCUAAGGUUAUAGUGGCUGUUCCUUUUUUCAAUGUUUUACUUGUCUUUUAUUUUUUAAUUACAACAGAGAAGUUAUCAUAAAAUGCGAUUAAUUGAGAAUAGUGAGAUUAACGUUUUAUUUGCGUUUUAAAAGUGGUAUUUAUUCUAUUUAGCGGCUCUCUCGCUAACGUUAGCAGAGGAGCCUGUAGGCUAACCAGUUAGCUCAGCUGACGUUUGCUAAGCCAGAAACUGGACAACCGGUACCGGUUCGGAGAAACAUCUCCACUUCUGCCCCAUUUCUUCCCUCUGACUCUAACAACGGAGACCUUACGUUUUUCAUGCGAGCACCGGAGUCUGUUCGGACAUUUUAAUGGGAGGCGGCUGGCUCCGGGGUGGACAUUGCGGGCAGCAGUCUCCAGUAAAGCGGAGCUUGUGGCGACGCGUCGGGCUCACAUGGAGUCCCUGGCCGGCUACGUGUACAAGGCAGCUAGUGAGGGUCGAGUCCUGACCCUGGCCGCGCUGCUGCUCAACCACACCGAGGCGGAGACCCGCUUCCUGCUCGGCUAUGUGACCCAGCUGGCCGGCCAGAGGUUCACUCCGCUCAUCAUAGCCGCACGCAACGGACACGACAAGGUAGUCCGGCUGCUCUUGGACCAUUACAGAGUGGACACCGAGCAGACGGGAACCGUAAGGUUUGACAGCUAUGUGAUUGACGGGGCCACCGCACUGUGGUGCGCAGCAGGGGCGGGGCACUUUGAGGCGGUGCGCCUGCUGGUGAGCCACGGUGCCAACGUCAACCACACCACCAUCACCAAUUCCACACCACUGCGGGCAGCCUGCUUUGACGGGCGCCUGGACAUUGUGCGCUUCUUGGUGGAGCAUGAUGCUGACAUCAGCAUCACCAACAAGUACAACAACACCUGCCUCAUGAUCGCCGCCUACAAAGGCCACGCCGACGUAGUGGGCUUCCUGCUGGAGCGCGGAGCAAACCCCGAUGCCAAGGCCCACUGCGGCGCCACCGCCCUGCACUUUGCCGCGGAGGCAGGCCACCUGUGCAUCGUGGCGGAGCUGGUGAGGCGGCGGGCAGUCAUGGCUGUAAACGGGCAUGGUAUGACGCCACUGAAGGUGGCGGCAGAGAGCUGCAAGGCGGAUGUGGUAGAGCUGCUGCUGGCGCAUGCCAACUGUGAGCCACAGCGGCGCAUUGAAGCGCUGGAGCUCCUGGGUGCCUCCUUUGCCAACGACCGUGAGAACUACGACAUUAACAAGACCUACCAAUACCUCCAUACCGCCAUGGAGGAGCGCUAUCGCGACCCGUGCAACAUCAUCGCCAAGGAGCCACUUCCGCCCAUCGAGGCUUACGGGGGGCGGCAUGAGUGCCAGACACUGGUGGAGCUGGAGUCAAUCCAAACAGACCGCGAUGCUUUGCACAUGGAAGGACUGAUGAUCCGUGAGCGCAUACUGGGCUCUGACAGCAUAGACGUGUCCCAUCCCAUCAUUUACCGCGGCGCCGUCUAUGCUGACAACAUGGAGUUCGAGCAGUGCAUCAAGCUGUGGCUGCACGCGCUGCACCUCCGCCAGCGAGGAAAUCGUAAUACACACAAGGACCUGCUGCGCUUCGCCCAGGUCUUCUCGCAGAUGCUCCACUUGAAGGAGCGCUUGGGGGCAGCGGCAGUGGAGCAGGUGCUGGGCUGUAGCGCGCUGGAGAUUCGCCGCAGCAUGGCACGCAUGGACACCGCCGUUGAGAGCGAGCUGCCACAAGCAGCGGACAACUACGAGUCCAACGUAUUCACCUUUCUCUACCUCGCCUGCAUCACCACCAAGACGCCAUGUGGCGACGAGGAGCGCAUCUGCAUCAACAAGCACGUGUACGACGUGAUCCAGCUGGACCCACGUUCCCGCGAGGGUGCCUCACUGCUCCACCUGGCCAUCAGCUCCAGCACGCCCGUGGACGACUUCCAUACCAAUGACGUGUGCAGUUUCCCAAAUGCGCAGGUCACCAAGCUGCUGCUGGACUGCGGUGCACGUGUCAAUGCUGUCGACCACGAGGGCAACACACCGCUGCACGUCAUCGUGCAAUACAACCGGCCCAUCAGCGACUUCCUCACGCUGCACGCCAUCAUCAUCAGCCUGGUGGAGGCGGGCGCUCACACCGACAGGACCAACAAACAGAAGAAGACGCCGCUGGACAAGAGCACCACGGGCGUGUCCGAGAUCCUCCUUAAGACACAGAUGAAGAUGAGCCUCAAGUGCCUGGCAGCGCGCGCUGUGCGACGCCACCACAUCACCUACCGCAACCAGAUCCCCAAAAGCCUUGAGGAGUUUGUAGAGUUCCACUGAUUGCCAUCUUGUUUUAUUUUUGCUUUGAAAUGUUUGCUUCUUGACUUUUUUCCCUUGCGUCACAUUUUUAAUGAAGCUUUUUUUGGACAAAAUACACACAAAAAGUAUUUAUUUUUUAUCAACACGCUAAUUAAAGUGUCUUUGCUGCACUGUCAUUCAGAAACAGUUCAUGGUCACGUGCUAUGUUAGCGCUGAUGCUAGCAUUCACUUUGGCAUGCAUCACUUUAGCAUUAUUUAUCAUGUUUAAUUUGUUGUUUGGGUUUUUUUUUUCUUUAAAGUGAACGUUCGCUAGGAAGCUAGCGUUGCCUGUGACGAUGCUACGCACUGACCAAACCAUCACUCAAUAACUCCGCCCACAAGUUAAGUUAACUCACAUGUGUGGAAGAGUUGCAGAUUCUUUUUCGUAUUGAUUUUUAAUCCUCGUGACAAGCUGAUUGUGUACCAUUUAAUUUGUGGAGUAGAUUGCAUCACAUCCAGCCCUGCGAAGUGCCUCGAACCUGCUUUUUGUUGUGUUGUCCAGCAGGGGGCAGUGUUUAAUAUUAACAUUGUAACUCCCAAUGAGAUGUGUGAAACAUGUUGUAUUCACAAACUGUAAAAAUAAUCUACACGCAAGAAAACUGAAAACUCAUUAAAAGAGUGAGAAUUUU